AUGUCUGAAACUACUGGAGCCCCACCUGUUAAAUUCACAAUCACCCACCACCGUCAACCGCAACAUACCCAUGAGGCAUUCAUCGAUUGGAUAGUAAAGGAGCAUUUACCUCUCGCAAUUCCAGUCUUUGAGAAAUAUGGGGUCAUCGAUUAUUCUCUUUUCGUUACACCACCGCCUCUAAAUGAUGGCUUGAAACAAGAAAUCGGAGCUCUUAGACCAACCUGGGACUUUGCUGAAUGCGACUGUUUCAUUGAAUAUACACUCCCUAAUGCCGAAACCAUCAAGAAUAUCAUGUCCGAUCCAGAAUGGCAGAUUGCGGUUAAAGACCAGGAUCAAUGGGUUGAUGUCCCGAGAGCCUUGGUUUCUCUGGGUUACUCUACUACAUACUUCCAGCACGGAAAGCCUGUGACUCUAUCAUAA
Penicillium waksmanii is the source of this 420-nucleotide messenger RNA. RefSeq names its product EthD domain-containing protein. The record is from RefSeq and is a predicted model, not a curated record. NCBI's taxonomy places the organism in Eukaryota, Fungi, Ascomycota, Eurotiomycetes, Eurotiales, Aspergillaceae. The transcript is spliced from 2 exons. The coding region runs from base 1 to 420 and encodes 139 amino acids. Gene Ontology annotation, molecular function: oxidoreductase activity.